Malus domestica (apple) is the source of this 2090-nucleotide messenger RNA. RefSeq names its product protein arginine methyltransferase NDUFAF7 homolog, mitochondrial. Gene Ontology annotation, cellular component: mitochondrion. The record is from RefSeq and is a predicted model, not a curated record. Lineage: Eukaryota; Viridiplantae; Streptophyta; Magnoliopsida; Rosales; Rosaceae. Gene Ontology annotation, molecular function: protein-arginine omega-N symmetric methyltransferase activity.
AUUUGUGAAUUGUCAAUAAACCCACACGGUUGCGGUAUUGCGUUUUAUACCCCCAAGCCCAAACUCCCAUCGCCCUGGAGGUUUAAGGGUUUAAGCGGACCUCCCCAAAAACCAUCACCUGGUUAUGAUGCUGCGUCGCGCCCUUCAUGCCCAAAGGCUUCCUCUGCUCUUCCACAAUCGUCCCAGAGUGAAGCCAUGUGAGCUGUGGGCAUCUCCAUUUGAAGCCCCUUUCUCCACUAACGUUGUCGGUGACAAACCGAUUCUGGUUCGUGAUUUCAUUCAUUCGGCAUUAUAUGAUCCGAAACAUGGGUAUUUCUCUCAAAGAUCGAAAUCAGUUGGGGUGCUUCAGAGAGCAAUUAAGUUCAAUCAGCUUGAAGGUAGGAAAGCUUAUAUGAAAUACUUGGAGAAAAUUUACAAGGAAAGUGAUGUAUCUUGGUUUACUCCUGUGGAAAUUUUUAAGCCUUGGUAUGCGCAUGGGAUUGCUGAAGCCAUAAUGCGUACCGCUAACCUUUCAGUUCCUCUAAAGAUAUAUGAAAUUGGUGGUGGAUCAGGAACUUGUGCAAAGGGAAUCAUGGAUUACAUCAUGCUGAAUGCACCCCCAAGAGUUUACAACAAUAUGACCUACAUCUCAGUUGAAGUCAGUCCCUCGCUGGCUGAGAUACAACGAGAAACUGUUGGAGAAGUCCGUAGUCACUUAUCAAAGUUUCGAGUAGAAUGUCGUGAUGCUACCGACCAGAGUGGAUGGGAUGUGGAGCACCAACCGUGUUGGGUAAUAAUGCUUGAGGUACUUGACAAUCUUCCGCAUGAUCUUAUCUAUUCUGAAAAUCAAGUUUCACCAUGGAUGGAAGUAUGGGUAGAGAAACAACAGGAUAGGGAAACACCGUCUGAAUUGUACAAGCCAUUGCAAGACUCAUUAAUUAAGAGAUGUCUGGAGAUCAUCGAUUUAGACAAAAAACAUGAUUCUCAGAGCAGUACAAUACUAAAAGCAAAAGGCGUUUGGUCUAAAGUCUUUCCAAAACCUCGAAGAUGUUGGCUACCAACUGGUUGCUUGAAACUGCUUGAAGUUUUACACGGAGUGCUACCAAAGAUGUCUUUAAUUGCUUCAGACUUUAGUUACUUACCUGAUGUAAAAAUACUUGGUGAAAGUGCUCCAUUGGUUUCAACCAAGAAAGAUGGCAGCAGCUCGGAUUAUAACAGUUAUCUGGAUGCAAGGGGAGAUGCUGAUAUAUUUUUCCCCACUGAAUUUUGGCUUUUGGAACGUAUUGACCAUUACUGUUCUGGAUGGCUGAAAAUUCAGAAAGAUAAGUCGUCCAAGGAAGGGAAGAAGAGGCGAGCAAUUACUCUUGAUACGUCGUCAUUCAUGGAAGAGUUUGGCUUGCCCUCAAAGACAAGAACCAAGGACGGAUACAAUCCACUCUUGGAUGACUUCAAGAAUACGAAAUUUUAUCUCAGUGUUCCAACACAUAAUACCCAGUAGAUGGAUAGUUUCGGCGGCCACUUUGUUUACAAGAAUGUACCUGGUCCUGAAUGUUUGGAGUUGGUAUCAUUGUCUUUCUGCCCAUCUGAGAGCAGCUUUGCUCACGAACCAGCAGGUCCUCUUUUACAUGUAACUGUCUGCAUUCUGCACGAUCAGAGUUCCACAGGGGGUAGACUUUGAAGUCAGAUUUGAUGCUGUAACAAGCAAUAAAGUUCAAUGGUUCUCCGCUUCUGAUAAAUAGAUAUUUUACAAAUCUUCGGUGAAGUAGUUAAAAAGAUGAUAUCGCUUUUGCUCGAAGACGGAUUCGAUGCAUUGUGUUUAUGCUAUUCAUGCUGAAUAUCAGGAGAAAUUCAAAUAUUUGGAUCCUGAGGAUCCCAUGAAAGCUUGAUAGUUCCCAGUUUUGUUCUAUUUUUUAUUUUCUUUCCCUAUUUAUUUUGUUUCAGUGCUGAAGAUCAGAAUAAUCCCAAAUUUGUUAUCUUCUUUCAGCUUAUGAACUAUGUUGGUACCAUAUUAUAUUAGGCCUUGUUACUUGGGCUUCGAGACAUUGAGCUCAUGAUUUAUGUAAAAGGGGAGGAGCCCUUAGUCUAUAAAAUGGACUUCUCACCCUCACAAU